AUGGCAGUGGCACCUGUUUGUGAAUUAUACCAGAGGGAAUUAGACGAGGCCGUAGCAACUCUUCGGCGUCGUGGACUCAUCUCCGAUCAGAACUCUCGCAGCACCCGUUCCAGAAUCAGGAGUUCACGACGUCAAGCUGAAGAAAGAUCGCAGAGCUUUAUUGAAACUAUGCAGGAAACAAGCCAUAUCCGAACACCACACAAAGCCGUGAUCGAAGUACUUACGUGGGGUGCUGUGUUGACCUUCCUUUCUCAUAUUGGUUCAAGUUUCGGAUCUCAUGUAGCGAGUCCUUUUCUGCAAACAAUAUUUGACAAGUCUGGAGCAGCUAUAUUUGCAUAUAUUAUACUGCCUAUACUCACUAAAAUGACAAUUAGAAGACACAAGCGCAGAGGUAUUGAUGACAGCACAAUUCGGUUCAUGCUGCUUAUGUCGUCCUUAAUGCAAGGUGUCGUGUCCGGCUACGUGAUCGACAGUACAUAUCUCAGUGGCGAACCACUUGCUUUUGUCACCCCACUCGCGAUCGCUCUUGCUUAUGCGGGUGAAGUGAAGUCAGUGUACACAAGUCGUCUCUCACUACUGACGGCCUGCAUGGCAACAUCGUUAUUCGCAAAUCUCGCUAUUGGGCAACUAAUGGAUGCCGUAACGAAGACCUAUGAGAUCAUGGCGAUUAUCUAUAGCGCUGCGGGAAUGGCCACCAUGCAGUUGGUUUUCAAAAAUGUCAAAAAAUCGGGUACUGGACAUUAUGAACAAUUCUUUCUCCUCCAAUCUUUUACAUACAUAAGGGGACUAGCCUUCUUGAUUUGUGGAUACUAUAGGGCGGAUCUGACCUACACACGACCAUGGUAG
This is a messenger RNA of Necator americanus (New World hookworm), 846 nucleotides long. RefSeq lists its product as uncharacterized. Lineage: Eukaryota; Metazoa; Nematoda; Chromadorea; Rhabditida; Ancylostomatidae. Bases 1 to 846 code for a protein of 281 amino acids. The transcript has 6 exons. The record is from RefSeq and is a predicted model, not a curated record.